Molecule: messenger RNA, 2830 nt
Organism: Amborella trichopoda
Lineage: Eukaryota; Viridiplantae; Streptophyta; Magnoliopsida; Amborellales; Amborellaceae
Product: putative receptor-like protein kinase At2g21480
Biological process (GO): protein autophosphorylation
Cellular component (GO): plasma membrane; plasmodesma
Molecular function (GO): ATP binding; transmembrane receptor protein tyrosine kinase activity
Source: RefSeq, a predicted model, not a curated record
CACUCUUUCUCCCCUCUCUACGAAACCCCAAGAACUGCAUUUUCGAAAAGAACCAGAGAGACGCCAUGGGCCAUUCUCUGCUGGUUCUUUUCUCUUUCUCUCUCUUCUUCUCUUCAUCUUUUGCUCAAACCUUAACCUUCUCUCCUUCUGAUGAGUUCUAUAUAAAUUCAGGAUCUUCAGAAUCAUUGAAAUUAGAUGGUGGGCGUGUUUUCAUAUCAGAUUCAGAGGCUUCCUCUUAUCUCUCUACGAAAGACGAUAUCCAGGUCUCGUCUCCGGCCGUCAAUGCCCCAUCUUCCCUCUAUUCUUCGGCCAGGAUCUUUGUCGAACAGUCGAUCUAUCGGUUCAAGGUUGUGGAUAAGGGAUGGCAUUGGAUUCGCCUCUACUUUUACCCAUUGGAGAACGAGCAAUUCGCCUUAACGGAUGCUGUGUUUUCAGUGACCACCGAUGAUAUUGUUCUACUCCAUAACUUCAACAUAGACAACAGCACCAAAUGGGUCAUGAAGGAGUUUCUGGUAAAUGCGACCACUGAUCACCUCUCUGUAAUUUUCAACCCAUUGAGAAACUCUGUAGCUUUUAUUAAUGGAGUCGAGGUGGUUUCGGCUCCCAAAACCUUGAUCUCUGAUGUGGUAUCUGGAAUUUCACCUGUAGGUGACUUUCCGGGGAUAAGCCAACAUACUUUACAGGCUCUUUAUAGGAUCAAUAUUGGGGGUCCUGAAAUUUCACCAGAGAAUGACACACUAGGUAGGACAUGGCUACCUGAUAAAAGUUUUUUAUGGGUGAAACAAAUAGCUAAAAGUGUGAAGAUUUCACCAGCUGCUAUUUCAUAUACAGAGACUGUAAGUCCAUUGAUUGCCCCAAAUUGGGUUUAUGCGUCAGCUCUAGAGCUUUCGCCAAUGAUUCGCCAUAGGUUCAAUUUGACAUGGGGCUUUAGUGUAGACCCGGGUUUUGGAUAUCUGGUUAGGCUCCAUUUUUGUGAUAUCAUAAGCCAGGCUCUGAAUAGUCUAUACUUCAAUGUGUAUAUCAAUGGCUACCCUGCAGUCACAGGGCUUGAUUUAUCAACCUUGGCCCUUGAUUUGGCUGUCCCUUACUAUAAGGAUUUCAUGGUUAAUGCAUCGAUAGCAAUGAGUCGAAUAAUUGUUCAAGUGGGUCCAAUGAGUCCAGACCCAUCUGGGUCUGAUGAACCAGAGCCCAAUGCUCUUCUUAAUGGGCUUGAAAUCAUGAAGAUUAGCAACUCAUUUGGGAGCUUGGAUGGAGAAUUCUCUGUUCAUCGUGGUAGAUCUCUGGUUAAGGCUGGUUCAAAGAACGGCACCGCAACAGCCGUGGGUCUUUUCAUGGCUUUUGCGGCAUUUGUGGGACUUGGGGCCAUGGUUUUUAGGUGGCAUAAGAGACCUGAAGAUUGGAGAAAACAUAACAGUUUCUCUUCGUGGCUUCUCCCUCUUCAUUCAGGUGGCCAUUCGAGCAUAAUAUCAUCACAAAGAGGAGGUUCCAGGAGUGGGUUCAGUGGAAACAUUUAUUCAUCGAGCAUUGGGAUGGGCCGAUACUUCAGUUUCUCAGAGUUACAAGAAGCCACGAAAAGCUUCAACCAGAAAUCAAUAAUUGGGGUUGGAGGCUUUGGAAACGUCUAUCUGGGAGAGCUUGAUGAUGGCACCAAAGUUGCAGUCAAGAGAGGGAACCCACAGUCAGAGCAAGGCCUAAAUGAGUUCCAGACCGAAAUCCAAAUGCUCUCAAUGCUUCGGCACAGGCACCUGGUUUCACUGAUCGGUUAUUGUGACGAACAAUCAGAGAUGAUUUUGGUUUAUGAAUACAUGGCCUUGGGGCCUUUAAGAGACCACUUAUAUGGCAAGACUUCAAAGCCAUUAACAUGGAAACAGAGGUUAGAUAUUUGUAUUGGGGCAGCAAGAGGGCUCCAUUAUCUUCACACUGGUGCAGCACAAGGAAUAAUUCAUAGAGAUGUCAAGACAACUAACAUUCUUUUGGAUGAGAAUUUGAUAGCAAAAGUUUCUGAUUUUGGCCUAUCAAAGACAGCACCAGGAAUGGAGCGAACCCAUGUGAGCACAGCAGUGAAAGGAAGCUUCGGUUACUUAGAUCCUGAGUAUUUCAGGAGGCAAAAAUUGACUGAUAAAUCUGAUGUAUACUCUUUUGGGGUGGUUUUAUGUGAGGUUUUAUGCGCCAGACCCGCCCUUGAUCCAGCACUUCCUAGAGAGCAAGUGAAUCUUGCAGAGUGGGCUAUGCAAUGGCAAAGAAAGGGGCUUUUAGAGAAGAUUAUAGAUCCCAGUCUGGCCGGGAAAAUAGCUCCUGAUUCUUUGAAGAAAUUUGCAGAGGCAGCGGACAAGUGCUUGAGAGAAUAUGGGGUUGAUAGGCCAUCAAUGGGUGAUGUUCUAUGGAAUUUGGAGUAUGCUCUUCAAUUACAAGAGGCUUCUCCUUCUUCAAUGCCAGUAAAUGAAGCUAUUUUGGCUGGAUCUUCAAUGCAGUAAUAAUGGGUCUUCUUAUUUAUCAGUGGAUGAGCUAUUUAUCAGUGGAUGAAGCUCAGAUUCAUUGCAAGAUUAUCAGAUGGUGUUCAUGAACAUUAAAUUUUAACCAUUCAUGGAUGUGUAUUUUUGGUGUUUGGUUAUGCCAAAAAGACAUUUGUAAACCUUUCAUUUGUUCAUUAUUUAUUCUUUCAGCUCUCUUUGAUCUCUCUUUCUAUUUUCUCUCAAUUUCUUUUUCAUGUUUUUUGUUCAUGUAUGGUGUAUGUGUGUUGGUUCUAAUGGAAUGAUGCUGUAAUAUUUUGUAUUAAUAAAGCUAUGAGUGGUACUGAGAUACCGGCACGGGUAUCAAUUUUUGAGAUCCA